Messenger RNA from Pangasianodon hypophthalmus (striped catfish), 948 nucleotides. RefSeq names its product olfactory receptor 6N2-like. Bases 1 to 948 code for a protein of 315 amino acids. Gene Ontology annotation, molecular function: olfactory receptor activity; G protein-coupled receptor activity. The transcript has a single exon. The record is from RefSeq and is a predicted model, not a curated record. Gene Ontology annotation, biological process: G protein-coupled receptor signaling pathway. Gene Ontology annotation, cellular component: membrane. Lineage: Eukaryota; Metazoa; Chordata; Actinopteri; Siluriformes; Pangasiidae.
AUGGAUUUUACUAAUGUUACGUAUUUAACGCUUGAUGGACAUGUGGAUUUACAGAAUUACAGAUAUGUUUAUUUUUUAAUUACUCUCACAGUGUACAUAUCAAUCAUUGUAUUUAAUACUGUUGUAAUUUUUGUCAUAUUCAUGAACAAACAUCUCCAUGAGCCCAUGUACAUAUUUAUUGCUGCUUUGCUUUGUAAUGCUCUCUUUGGAGCGACUUCUCUUUAUCCUAAACUGCUCAUUGAUUUACUGUCUGAAAAACAAAUCACUUCUUACCACAGCUGUUUAUUUCAGGCUUUUUUUGUUUACGCAUAUGGUGCAUCAGAGUUCGUGCUGUUAUCAGCUAUGGCCUAUGACAGAUAUGUGUCCAUCUGUAAACCAUUACAUUACUCAAAUAUUGUAAAAAUGUCCACUGUCAGAAAGCUCUUAUGUUUUUCAUGGUUUUGGCCUUGUUGUGAAAUUGGUAUAGCAGCUGUACUAAUAUCCCAACUUCCAUUGUGUAAAUUUAAAUUGAAUAGAAUAUACUGUGAUGGUUACUCAAUUAUCAAAUUAAGUUGUAGAGAAAUAGUUCUUAAUAACUCUUAUGGACUUUUUAUUUUCAUCAUUGCUGUAUUUCCACCAUUGAUCUUCAUAAUCUUCUCAUAUAUCAGGAUACUUGCUGUGUGUUUAAAGAAUUCUAAAGAUUUCAGAAGAAAAGCCCUCCAGACAUGUUUACCACAUAUGCUCAUUGUCAUCAUUUUUUCUGUUAACAUUUGUUUUGAAAUGGUAAAUAACAGACUAGAAUCACAUCAAAUUCCCCACAUUAUUGCCAUGAUCAUGUCAGUUGAAUUUUUACUUAUUCCUCCUUUAUUCAAUCCCAUAAUAUAUGGAUUAAAACUGCAGGAGAUUUUGAAAAGCAUCAAGAGACUGAUUUCAUGGAAAAACAGGACUGGGGUUUCUUUUAAGGUGUAG